Messenger RNA from Heterotrigona itama, 600 nucleotides. Lineage: Eukaryota; Metazoa; Arthropoda; Insecta; Hymenoptera; Apidae. The record is from the annotation of a GenBank genome assembly.
AUGGCCAACAGGGGACCUGCAUAUGGCCUGAGCCGGGAGGUGCAGCAGAAGAUUGAGAAACAAUAUGAUGCAGAUCUGGAGCAGAUCCUGAUCCAGUGGAUCACCACCCAGUGCCGAAAGGAUGUGGGCCGGCCCCAGCCUGGACGCGAGAACUUCCAGAACUGGCUCAAGGAUGGCACGGUGCUAUGUGAGCUCAUUAAUGCACUGUACCCCGAGGGGCAGGCCCCAGUAAAGAAGAUCCAGGCCUCCACCAUGGCCUUCAAGCAGAUGGAGCAGAUCUCUCAGUUCCUGCAAGCAGCUGAGCGCUAUGGCAUUAACACCACUGACAUCUUCCAAACUGUGGACCUCUGGGAAGGAAAGAACAUGGCCUGUGUGCAGCGGACGCUGAUGAAUCUGGGUGGGCUGGCAGUAGCCCGAGAUGAUGGGCUCUUCUCUGGGGAUCCCAACUGGUUCCCUAAGAAAUCCAAGGAGAAUCCUCGGAACUUCUCGGAUAACCAGCUGCAAGAGGGCAAGAACGUGAUCGGGUUACAGAUGGGCACCAACCGCGGGGCGUCUCAGGCAGGCAUGACUGGCUACGGGAUGCCACGCCAGAUCCUCUGA